ACGCUCCGCGUUUGAGUCUCCUCGGCGCCCGUAGCCGUGAACUUUACCCGCUGGCGCCAGGGUCUAGCACGCAUGCGUUUUCCGUUCGCAUGGUGUGGGUUCUUAGUCUAGCUGCAGCGGCAGGAGCUGUGGUGGUCUUCCUAGUCCUGCGACUAUGGGUAGUGCUUCAUUCCCGGGGCGUUACGCCCCGAGAGUCUCUCAGUCUCGUAGUAGUGGCUGGAUCCGGUGGACAUACCACUGAGAUCCUGAGGCUGCUUGAGAGCUUGUCCAGUGCUUACUCACCUAGACAUUAUAUCCUUGCUGACACUGAUGAAAUGAGUGCCAAAAAAAUAAAUUCUUUUGAACUUGAUCGAGCUAAUAGAGACUCUAGUACCAUGCGUACCAGGUACUACCUGCACCGAAUUCCCAGAAGCCGUGAGGUUCAGCAGUCCUGGCUCUCCACGGUGAUCAGCACUUUGCAUUCCAUGUGGGUGUCCUUCCCCCUGAUCUACCGAGUGAAGCCUGAUCUGGUGCUGUGUAACGGACCGGGAACAUGUGUUCCUAUCUGCAUAUCCGCCCUGCUCCUCGGGAUUCUAGGGAUAAAGAAAGUGAUCAUUGUCUACGUGGAAAGCAUCUGCCGGGUGGAAACCUUAUCCCUGUCGGGAAAGAUUCUGCUUCACCUCUCAGAUUACCUCGUUGUGCAGUGGCCGACUCUGAAGGAGAAGUACCCCAAGUCUGUGUACCUCGGGCGAAUCGUUUGACAAAGGGCAAAGUACUAGGUCUGCAGAGUCUUGCCGUGGACCAUGGUAUUUAAGUGGGGGUGGGGUGGGAACCCACAUAUUUACUGUGAAGGCUUCUGAAAGUCCCGGCAGUUACUGAUGGUCAGGAGACUGAAAACAAAAUGUGCAGAUAACUCAGUGACGACACUGAGACUGCUCAUAAAACAAACAUGAUACGCUGUAGACAUGAAAUAUUUAUGCCUCUUUUUACCAGAUUUCUUCUCUAGAAAAAAAAUAUCACUGACUACAAGUUAUCUUCUGUUUACAGAGUGGUUUUUUUCUUAACCUAAAUAUAGAGUUUGUAUGAUUAGUAACAUUUCCUGCUCCAUAGCUUUUUUUUUCCCCAAGUAUCUGCUUUAUAAAAAGGAAAGAAAGGUAUUUCUUCGUUUUUGUUUGGAUACAACAACAGGCUUUAUUUCCUGUAUGGAAGCGGUGAUGUCCCCAGUGAACCCUUGCGGCGUAAAGGAAGCAGUCAUAUUAAAUUGGCUUCAUGACAACUUGCAUUCUGCAGGCUUCCAGAACCCGAGCCUAAACCAGUGUCUCUUUUUGUUGUUGUUGUUGUUCAGUCUUGUUUUACGAGUGAUUGGCCUCAAUCCAAAAUAUCUUUUAAAAUCUCUUGUUCAAGUGUUAAAAUAAAUUAAAAGGUGAUAAUAAAAGCAUGAUUCUAUGUGUGAGGAAUCCAAACUCUCAAAACAUUGAAAGCACAUUCUAGUGAAUUCGCACUGUCCCGACUGUAGUUGCAAAGGAGCUACCUGGGCCAGACACUGCACCGGGUGCUCCGCUUUGUUGCAGCAGAUGUGGCCUCAGUGAGAGCACAGUCUCAAGCAUGAGCACCUCCAUAAUCUUCGGGAUCCUGAACGUGAGUCCCUUGUUAAAGACAAAAUUAAGGAAUUCAAGUGAAUGACCAUCUCUGCCAUUGGGAGAUGGUUAGGAUGCCAGUGUAUGCCAGGGGCCUCCACACAGUGGAGUAUAGAAAACUUUGCAUGGAUUCCAAAAAAAUUUUUUUUAAGAUUUUUUUAUUCACAUAUUUGAGGCAGAGUUACAGAGAGAGGGAGAGACAGAGAGAGAGGUCUUCCAUCUGCUGGUUCACAAACUAAAUGGCCUUAACUGCUGGAGCUAGGCGGAUCCAAAGCCAGAAUCCAGGAGCUUCUUCUGGGUCUCCUAUGUGGGUGCAGGGUCCAAGCACUUGGGCCAUCUUCCACUGCUUUCCCAAUCUGUAACCAGAGAGGCGGAUUGGAAGAGGAACAGCUGGGACACGAACCAGCACCCAUUGGGUGCCAGUGCCACAGGCGGAGGCUCAGCCUACUAUGCCACAGUGCUGGUCCCUGAAAAGUUUUUUUGAAGCAAAGUUAACAUCUUUUUAAAGAUCAUUGGUUUUUUUUGUUUGUUUGUUUUUGUUCCAAUUUUUAUUUAUUUAUAUUUAUUUGAAGGGCAGAGAGGCAGAUCUUCCUUCUGCUGGUUCACUGCCCAAAUGGCCACGCAAGUGCAAGGGCCCAAGCAUUUGGGCCAUCUUCUAGUGCUUUCCUAGGCGCAUUACCAGGGAGCUGGAUUGAAAGUGGAGCAGCCAGGAAUUUAACCAGUGCUUAUAUGGGAUGCCAGUGCCUCAGACCAUAGCUUAACCUGCUAUACCACAGUGCUGGCCCCUAAAGUGCUAUUUACAGCUAUACCAAACAUUCACCCCUAAACUUACUUAACUUUGUUUCUCUGAAAACCUAUUUAAAAAUGUAUAUUUAUUUUAUUUAUUUGAAAAGCAGAAAAAGAGACAGAUAGGGAGAUUUCUUCCAUCCCACGGGUUCACUUCCCAAAUACCUGCAAUAGCUAAGGCUGGAGCCCAGAACUCAAUCCAGGCCUCCCACACAGGUGACAGGAACACAAAUACUAGAGCUGUCGUCUGCUGCUUCCCAGAGUGCACAUCAGCAGGAAGCUGGAAUAGGAAGCAGAGCUGAGACCGGAGCCCAGGCUGACACAGGCUGUGGCCGUCGCAGGCAGCAUCCCCACCACUGCAAUAAACACCUGCCCCAUUUCCACAAACUUUCUGAAGUAUCCUAAUGCACUUACUACACAUGGUGGAUAUGGUGCUUACUGUAUGCCAGGUGUUCUGCUAAACACUUUUGAAGUAUUAUCUCUCUUUUUUUUAAUAUUUAUUUAUUUAUUUGAAAGUCAGAGUUAUAUGGAGAAAGAGAGGCAGAGAGAGAGAAAGGUCUUCCAUCCGUUGGUUCACUCCCCAAUUGGCUGCAACAGCCAGAGCUGCACCAAUCCAAAGCCAGGAGCCAGGAAUUUCUUCCCACUCUCCCACGCUGGUACAGGGACCCAAGCACUUGGGCCAUCUUCUGCUGCUUUCCCAGGCCAUAGCAGAGAGCUGGAUCGGAAGUGGAACAGUCCGGACUCAAACCAGCACUGCAGGCGGCGGCCCUAGCCGCUGUGCCGCAGCACCAGUCCCGUAUUAUCUCUUUUAAUCCUCUUUUAAGACCUUGAUGGGAUAGGGACUAUUGCAAUGCUCAUCCUACAGAUGACUUGGUUAUUAAGUGGCUCAGCCAGGAUUCAAGCCGGGCUUGAGAGUAGGGCUUGUUUCAUGGGUAUAUGGCCUGUGCACUUACAUAGGGGUCCAAGGUUAAUAUUGUCACUCCUUUGAAUUUCUUAAUAACUAAUUUUAUCAAGGGACUCACAUUUUAGACCCCCCCUCCCAAGAUUAUGGAGCUGGUCCUGCAUGAGACCCUGUGUUACUGGGGCCACAUCUACCACAACAGAAGUAGAAUACCUGGUGCAGUGCCUGAUCCAAGUAGCUCCUCUACAGUCAGAAAAUUCUUUCCCUUCCCCCCAAGCUCUGCUCCUUUAACAAAGCAAAAGGUGAGAAGUCCUCCUGUAGUAUUUCAGUUUAUGUUUUUCCUCCUAAACCUUUUGUUUGCAAAGUAUGACAUAAAUCUAAUAAAGGAAUGGUACAUGAUUAAUGGAAGAGAUUGAAUUUGACUGAAAAGAAGCAUGAUCACCCAAGAUGAUGUGAUUAGAGUGCUGAGGGGCAAGGGUUGAAGGCGCCACUCGAGACACCCAAGUUGGACUAGCUGGGUUUCAUACACACUCCAGCUUUCUGCUAAUGCAGACAGUGGUGAUGGUUCAAGUAACUGGCUUCCUGCCACCCGGGUAGGAGACCUGGAUUGAGCUCCCAGCUCUUGGCCUCAGUAUGGCCUACCCCCACCAUUGCAGUCAUUUGGGGCUCGCUCUUCCUGCCUUUCAAAUAAAUAAUUUUUUUUUCAAAAACGCUGAGGCUCAUCUAGCCUUUCCUGUUCUUUGAGGAAACCUUUCCUUGAACCAGGUAUGUAGACACAUCUAUCACUGGGACAUUUUCCUGGGUUUUGGCUGGAGAUACAGGUGGCAGACAAAGUCUCCUAAUAGUGAGAGUGCUAUGCUGUCUGGAUUCAGCGGCCAUGGGGCAGUCAAGUGGGAGUUCAUCGUGCUUUGAUUGCAAUCCUCAAAUCUCAGGCACUGGCUGUGUUCCCACUGACCUGCGGGCCUCGAGCAUCAGACGGCCUAUUUGACCGGUCCCACCAGGGCCUGAGAUGAAAUGAACUCCACUUUCUGGAGUGAACAUGAUUUCCUCAGGGACAGCAGCAUCCACGUUUUAUUCCUGUUUAACCUCUCUCCGCUCUGUGUUUUGUUCCCAGGUAGCACCAGGUAAGCGGUUGUGAGGGAGAGUGCACUGCGUUCAGUUCAGUUGGUGCCGCCCUGUGCCGCAGAGCAGCUCGCCCAGGCCCCACAGGCAAUCCCGCCGCAGGAGCUGCUGUUGGGCCCGAGCGCGCAACACUCAGACGGGGAGGAGGCCUAGAAAAGAUGCCAUAAUUUUUUCCAGAAACAUACGUCCCAGAUGUUUUGCAGAGCCUGACUUAGACAGUGGUUAGCCUGGAAUGUCAGAGAAAGAAUCUGUAUGUGCUACAACACUCAGAGCUUAGAAGUCUCAUCGCUCGGUGCAGGCUCCCGUCCACACGUUCUAAGCCAGGCCAGGGGCAUGUUGUGGCCUGGUAAGUGAGCACAUACUCUGCUCUGUGUUAUUGUUAUGGCUGAUUCAAGCCUCCAGGGUCACUCUAAGUCGAGGGGGCUAGUUCGAGGUUGUUGAAGUCCAGGGCCAGCCUCCUUGCUGUGCUCCUCUGUGACAUCCAGAAAGAUAGUGCGCCUGUCUCAACCCAAACUGCAGAAGAGCAGUAGCUCACUUGUCCUUUUCAAUUUCCUUUAAAACACUCUGGAAUACAAUUUUUACCGUAAGAGACCAUUCAUGAAAAAUUAACUGAUUCAGCCUUCGCAUGAGAGGCAGGGAAACUGCACCUGCUUCCCGGGAAGGUUUUCAUCGACGGUUCAGCUGUGCUCGAAGCUCUCAGCAGCUGCCACGUCAGAAGACCCAUCUGCUUCCGACAGGACUCCCUAAAGUCACGACAGGAAGCUUCCGCCUGGAUCGAGGGGUGCUAUGAAAUCAUGUCCGCAGAAGCAGUGUUGUACAGUUUUAAAUUAAACAGCAAGAGGUCCUCACUGGGAAGGCGAUAACCCACACUUCCCCCUUAGGAAAGCAUCUUGGAGCACGUUGUUUAUUUGAGCCUCCCAAGAUACAGGGUAGGUUAAAAUUAGGAAACUUACCCCCUUCCUGUGCAGGUCCUUGCGCUGGAUCACUGGUUUAUAUUUUCUGCAAAGCCUUGUCCCCCACUGGAGUCUGAUAGCCAGGUAUCCAGGUAUUAAGCACUUUGGGUCAGUGCUAAGAACACUGUCACAAGUAUUAGCAGGCUGUCCGCUGUGCAGUUCAGCUCUGACACUAAGAGCACACACCAAGAGCAGACACGCAAAUCUUGUCUGCCUCAAGCUCUUUCCGUUAGGGAUCAUGCCUCCAGUGCUAUAAAAUUAAAUCAUCUACAAUUGUAUUCUGGUUGCCAACUCCUUGUAAACACAGCUCCUCCUUUCCCUCUGGAGUAGUAAACUGAUGCUGGUCCUAGUAGCCUGUCAUAUCUCUCAAGCAACAAACUUUGGAACCAUUCUUCAGUUUUCAUUCUCUUCCCUUAUCCCCAGAUAAUUAUUUGCACACACAUGCAUGCGUGUGUGUGUGUAUGUGUGUUUGUAUGUGUUCAUUUAUUUUAAUCUACUUACAAGACAGAGUGACAGAGAGAAAGCUCUUCCAUCUGUUGAUUCACUUCCCAAAUGUUGAAGCCAGGAGCCCAAAACUCUAUCCGGUCACCCACAUGCGUGGCAGGGGCUCAAGCACUUGAGCCAUCUGCUGCCUCCCAGGAUGCAUUAGCAGAACACUGGAUCAGAAGCAGAGUAGGCAGGACUCAAACCAGGAACUCCGAUAUGGGAUGUGGGCAUUUCAGUGAGCAGCUUAACCCCCUGUGCCACCACACCUGCCCCAUGCCUUUUGUUUUUUAAUGUCCCCAUAAUUUUCCCUUGUCUUUUCUCCCUCUUCUCUCACGCAGUUAUUUGUACUAUCUUUUCUCCUUGUUGUCUGAAUUCACCUGUUGAUUCUGGCUUUGACCUGCCCUCUGUUUCGCAGUCCCAUGGGCACAACCUAAGCCAGCUCUCCAUGUAAGGUCCUUGUCUGGUGAUAACAUUGUAUGGAGGAGUUGGAGCACAGCAAAGUAACUGUUUAGCAAUCAUAUAACUAGAAAGCGGCAGCUGGAAUUUGAACCCAGGCACUGGAGCUCAGGCUACACUUACCUUAACAGCUGUGUUAGGUUUUUAAAAAGUGCUGCCAAGGAAGUGAACAGGGAGCUGUGAUGGAGCGGAUGGUGCUGCAUGCUCUGCAUAGGGAUGCCAGGAAAUGUCUCUCUAAGAAAAGUGCGUGAGAGCCCGGUGUGAAGGAUAGUGCCCUAAACAUUUUCCCCCUCCUUCUGCCUCUCCCGCCAAGCCCUCUUGGUCUCCCACAGCCUAGCUUGAGCAGCUUUCUUCAGUGAGCCCCUGGACAGAAGCUUAGCACUGAGCUACACUCUAUCACAUUGCAGAGCCUGAUUCCUAGAAACACCUGUGCGAAGGGGACGACGCAUGCUUCUGCUAAUCAUUUCUUGUCUGCCUUACCUCGGGGACUCUACCUCAUGCAAGUUUUGGAUCCUUGUUCCACUCCUGGUAAUUCUUACAUCACGGUCUGGACAAGAUACAGGCAUAACUGAAUACAUAAAUCCUUAGAGCUUCAGACUGUCUAGGCCUGCUUUGGUGCUGUUAUCAUGUGGUUCUCACAUUUUUUGGUCUUGGGACCUCGUUAGUCUCUAGAACUGUUGAAGACCCCAGUGAGCAUUUGUUUAUGUGAGUUAUAUUUGUUUUUUUUUAUCCCAGUAUUAAAAAUUGGAGAAAAUUUUAAACAGAAUGUACAGGACAUAUUCCAUUAGCCCCAGAGUAAUGCUCCCAUUCACACGUUCUAUAGGAUCUGGGAAACUAUAAUCAUGAGAAUGAGAGGGGAAAGCAAGCCACACCUUAAUACUACGUGGAAAAUAAUUUUGACCUCAUGGACCUCUCCCUGUCUUGAGGGCCCCAGGGACCCCUGGGCCACAUUUUGAGAGCUGCUGUGCUGCACAAUGUCACACCAAUGAUUUUAGCUCCUCUAAAAGCCUGUAGUCAGUGAUCUCUGUAUUCCUUUGAUUGCUGUCUGACAAACUUACUGGCUUAAAAUAGCACAUCAUCUCCCAGUUCUGUGAGUCUGAGAUCCAGACGGGCUCAGGACGGCACAAGGCUGAAAUCCAGGUGACAACCAGGGCUGACUUCUGAUCCAAAACUCUGGAUCCUCUCUCAGUACAGGCUCAAUCAGGGGCACGUGGCAGAGUUCAUUUCCCUGCAGCUGUGGGACUCAUGGGAACCUGGCUCCUAAAGACCAGUUGGUAAUGUUUAUUGCAGCUCAAUUCACAAUAGCUAAGACCUGGAAUCAACCUAAAUGCCCAUCAACAGUAGACUGGAUAAAGAAAUUAUGGGACAUGUACUCCAUAGAAUACUAUACAGCAGUAAAAAAAAAAAUGAAAUCCGGUCAUUUGCAACAAAAUGGAGGAAUCUGGCAAACAUCAUGCUGAGUGAAUUAAGUGAGUCCCAAAGGGACAAAUAUCAUAUGUUCUCCCUGAUCGGUGACAACUAACCGAGCACCAAAAAGAAAACCUGUUGAAGUGAAAUGGACACUAAGAAACAGUGACUUGAUCAGCCCUUGUCCUGACUAUUGAGGAACAACUUAAUGCUUUAUCCCUUUUAGUAUUUUUUUUUGUUCUAGUUAAUACUAUUGGUUGAACUCUGUAAUUAACACACAAUUAUUCUUAGGUGUUGAAAUUUAACUGAAAAGUGAUCUCUGUUAAAUAUAAGAGUGGGAAUAAGAGAGGGAGGAGAUGUACAAGUUGGGACAUGCUCGAUCGGACUUGUCCCAAAUGGUAGAGUUAGAAACGUGCCAGGGGAUUCCAAUACAAUCCCAUCAAGGUGGCAUGCACCAAUGCCAUCUCAUUAGUCCAUGUGAUAAUUUUCAGUUCACAAUUGAUCAUAAUGAUAGGAAUAAGAGUCAAAUGGAUCACAUAAACAAGACUAGUGCCUGCUAAUACUAAGUGAAAGAAUUAAAAAGGAGAGAACGAUCCAACAUGGGAAGUGAGAUACACAGCAGACUCAUAGAAUGGCAGAUGUCCUAAACAGCACUCUGGCCUCAGAAUCAGCCCUGAAGGCAUUCGGAUCCGGCUAAAAAGCCCAUGAGAGUAUUUCAGGCAUGGAAAGCCAAGAGACUCUGGCAAAAAAAAAAAAAAAAAAAAAAAAAAAAAAAACUAAAUGAAA
Molecule: messenger RNA, 8513 nt
Organism: Oryctolagus cuniculus (rabbit)
Lineage: Eukaryota; Metazoa; Chordata; Mammalia; Lagomorpha; Leporidae
Gene: ALG14
Product: ALG14 UDP-N-acetylglucosaminyltransferase subunit
Biological process (GO): dolichol-linked oligosaccharide biosynthetic process
Cellular component (GO): UDP-N-acetylglucosamine transferase complex
Molecular function (GO): N-acetylglucosaminyldiphosphodolichol N-acetylglucosaminyltransferase activity
Source: RefSeq, a predicted model, not a curated record